UUCGAAAAAUAAAGAAUGAUCUAUGUAUAGAUCACGUCACGUGACUACUCUCGUCUUGAGAAAUUUUAGAUUGGUAAUUUUAGUUUCGAACAGAACCGCGUCGUGAUCGUUGCAUAAAAAUUAUUUUUUAUUGAUAUUUUUUGUGCAGUCUAAUUUGCAUUAAAACGAUUGAAAAUAAGGGAUGAAGAAAAAUACCUGAUUGGAAGGAAUUAGUUUAAAGUUAUUGAAGAUUAUGUCGAGAUCAAAACAAUUGGAUAGCAGUUGGACUCCUUCUGAAGAAUAUGAUUCUUCAGGAACAUCAAAUUCUGAACAAGAAGAAGAUGAGUUUGCAAAUAUUGGCUUUGUUGAGCAUCAAAUACAUGAAUCUGGCAAUUGUUUUUGCCAGAGUUGUCCAUUAGGUAAUGCUAAAAUGGUUAAUCUGAGGGGAAGUGUACCUAAUCUCUGUGCAUCCACAAAUUUAACACAUAUUGGGACUUUUCCACCUUUCUGUUCUGCAGUAUAUAAUAUGAGCAUUUGUUCAAAAACCAAUAACUGUCAAGGCAAUAAAGAGUGUAAAGGAAAUCGAAACAAUCAAUCGUUAGAAUUAGGAAAGAAACGACGAUUGAGGAAUAGAAUAGUACAUGAACAAAGAACUAAAUCACAAUCAAAUCUUCUUUUAAGAAGAAAAGACUUUCCUUAUUGUUGCUCUCUACAACACUUUCAAGCUGUACAAAAAUGGAACGAGUGUCAGGCAAAAACUGAGGAACGUUUAAAAAAAUUAGAAAAUGAACGUGGGACAUUACGUAUGGAAGUGUCAGUUUUGUCAGAUCAGGUAGAUGCACAAUCUAACAAAAUUCAAGAAUUGGAAAAUAUGCUUAGAGAAAAGAAGGAGUCACUCAGAAGAAUGGAAGAAGCAUUACAAAAAGAAGUACUGUCAAGAAGUGCUUUGGAAACACAGAAAUUAGAGCUCUUGAGUUCUUUAUCAGAAAUGAAGCUUAAACAAGCAAGUUUAGAGCAUGAAAAUCUUGCACUCCGUAGUACAAGUCCUGUAUCAAAUGGAGAGAAAUUUGGGAGGCAUACCAGCCAAUAUAGUAGUCUUCCUAGGCCACCGAGUUCUUCAAAGAAAGGUGUAGUGUUCGGUAAGGUACCCAGUUUAGUUUCUGGAGUACACACAACAGUACCAUUCGCCGUUAAAGGAGCCUCCGCGAGAUGCCUGUCUGCACCUACUCUAGCUGAAGAGGAGAAAACAAUCAUAGGAGAUACAAAUUCCCAAAUAGAAUCGAUUCAGAAACCUCUGGUAGAACUUUCAAUGGAAGAAAUUGGAGAUUGGCUUGCAAAUUUAGGAUUAGAAUGUUACGCGGGUGAAUUGAGGCGAUGGGGUGCUACUGGAACAAAAUUGUUAGAAUGCUCGCAGCAACAAUUAGAAAAGGAAUUAGAAAUUAAAAAUGUUCUCCAUAGAAAGAAAUUAUUGUAUGCGGUAGAAUCAGAAAAAAGUGGUGGAGCUGAAUUUUUUGGAUCAGAUAAGAUGGAUAAUGCAGCAGUUUUGCGAUGGUUGGAUGAUAUUGGGUUACCACAACAUAAAGAAGCUUUUCAAAAUGGUAAAGUUGAUGGCAGAAUGUUACACAGACUCACCACUGAAGAUCUUUUAAAUCUUGGAGUUACUGCACAGUUACAUGCUGCAAGUCUUAGACGGGGAAUUCAGAUUUUACGAGAACUAAAUUUUGAAUUUGAUAACCUUGAAAGAAGAUCUACAAAUGGUAAUGGAGCAGAGGGUGGUAAUGUUCAUCUGUGGACAAAUCAUCGAGUAAUGGAAUGGCUUAGGGUAGUUGAUUUAGCAGAAUAUGCACCAAAUAUGAGAGGAUCUGGAGUACAUGGAGGUUUAAUGAUGUAUGAAGGCAGAUUUACUUCAGAAUUACUGGCCACAUUACUUAGUAUUUCUCCAGGAAAAACUCUUCUUCGUAGACAUUUAACUACACAUUUCAAUCAAAUUCUUGGAAGAGAAGUUGUACAAAGGAAAAGAGAAAUUGAGAGUAGCCUUGGAUUCGUUCCACUUACGCUUACUGCUCGUUUAAAGGUACCCAAGAAAUCUCAGUUUACUUUAAAACGCAAAAAGAGCAAGAAUGAAGCAGAUUAUGGUAAUUUGGUUUGUCCUUUGGAUGCUUCACCACCAGGUACUCCAUCAACUCCUACUUCGACACCAGGCAGCCCUAACUUGAAUUCACCUACAUUCUAACAAUAGUCACAGAUCACAGUCUCAGCCAGGAGAUAAUAGACAGAGAAGAGUUAUUGGUUGCAUCUGACAAAAGUAAUUACGCCUGUAAAUAAGAAAAAUGUUCUAGGGACCAUUGUUUCAUCUUCUUAGACUAAGCCUUACUAUUUAAU
This is a messenger RNA of Bombus impatiens (common eastern bumble bee), 2361 nucleotides long. RefSeq names its product liprin-beta-1 (gene Liprin-beta). Gene Ontology annotation, cellular component: presynaptic active zone. The transcript is spliced from 12 exons. Bases 233 to 2212 code for a protein of 659 amino acids. Gene Ontology annotation, molecular function: protein binding. Gene Ontology annotation, biological process: neuromuscular junction development. The record is from RefSeq and is a predicted model, not a curated record. NCBI's taxonomy places the organism in Eukaryota, Metazoa, Arthropoda, Insecta, Hymenoptera, Apidae.